AUGCCGUCAGACAACUAUAUGAACAUUUGCAUUAACGUCGCUCAGCUCUUCGGAUACUAUCCGAUAGAUAUCGGCGAGACUAGUGUAAUCAGAUACGCUCUAUACAGGAUUUAUCGCACGUUAACUAUCGGAUACUUCGGUAGUUUCAUUCUGAGCCAAUACGUUGAACUGUAUUGCACGAAACAAUUCAAUAUUACAGACUUUUUUGAUAAUCUAGGUGUAAACUUGCUAUACGUGCCUACCUUUCUCAAAAUACUGACCGUUUCGAACCGAGGUAUUACGCAAUUGAUCCGUCAAAUCAGGACCACAGAGAAUCAGAUAUUAGAAGGCGGCGAUACUAUUACCAUUACCAUAUUCAAGAGAUAUACAGACUACAACAAAUUAUUGAACAAGAUGAUUUACACUCUCGGUUUCAUCACAGUACUUCCAUUCUAUUUCAUACCGAUCUUCAGGGAAGUGACAAUCGAUAUAAAUGGGAAUUUAACCAAACACUCCGCAUUACCAGUUGUUGGGUGGUAUCCAUACGAUAAGUAUAAACAUUAUGAGAUAACUUUUGCUCUGCAAAUUAUUGUAACCGUACUGGGUACGGCUGGUAUAACCUGCUCAGAUGCUAUAUUCUGGUCGGUCAUGCUAUUCCCAAUAUGCCUAAUUAAAAUCUUACAAAGCAAGUUGAGAAAACUUAGAAAAAACACCACAGGAGACUAUUCGCUUGACAUCAAAGUCUGCAUUCGUUUGCACAACAUCAUUAUAAAAUUCGUGGAUGACAUAAAUGCGAGUAUGAAUCUUAUGAUGCUGAUCGAUUUCUUGUCGUGCUCAGUGCAAAUGGGAAUUUCCAUAAUUCGCAUAAUAAUUACCGGAUCCUUCGGUUUGCCGGAGAUAUUUGCGGUUGAAUUCUUUGCGGCCAUGUUGAUACAACUGUUCGUUUUUUACGGAUUAGCAAACGAAUUGACUAUCGAAAGUUUGAAAAUAGGUGAUGCGAUCUGGGAGAGCGAUUGGAUAGAUCUACCGGAAGACGCUAAGAAAAUGUUAUUGUUCGUUACCUUUAAGUCACAAAAACCGUUGACGCUUAAUAUUGGACAAUUUUAUCCUAUGUCGUUACGAACUGCAUUAACAAUUCUGAAAACGGCUUACUCUUGCGUGACUUUGGUUCAACAGACAUACGGCAGAAAUAAUUGAAUGGUAAUAAGAUAUUAAUAUGUAGCAAAAUAAAAGUGUACGAAUUGUUCUUUCACUUACAUUUUUUUAUACAAACUCUAUCUACAUGCAUCAUUAAUAGUUAUAAUA
Molecule: messenger RNA, 1284 nt
Organism: Nicrophorus vespilloides
Lineage: Eukaryota; Metazoa; Arthropoda; Insecta; Coleoptera; Silphidae
Product: odorant receptor 30a-like
Exons: 5
Coding region: 1-1176 (391 amino acids)
Biological process (GO): sensory perception of smell; detection of chemical stimulus involved in sensory perception of smell
Cellular component (GO): plasma membrane
Molecular function (GO): olfactory receptor activity; odorant binding
Source: RefSeq, a predicted model, not a curated record